Dimorphilus gyrociliatus is the source of this 1408-nucleotide messenger RNA. The record is from the annotation of a GenBank genome assembly. NCBI's taxonomy places the organism in Eukaryota, Metazoa, Annelida, Polychaeta, Dinophilidae.
CUCAUCAAAAGCAGACGACAUUUAAUUGGUCAAAGUUUUAUAUUUUCAAUAUAAAAUCAAGUUUGCGGUAUUAGCUUUAGUGUAUUCUUUAUAUUAAAAUCGCCAAAGAGUAAAAAAGAGAAAGGAUGUCUUCAAAUAUCAAGUUUAAUUUAAUUGUAGCAAUGUGUAAUAAUCGUGGUAUUGGUUAUAACGGAAAAUUGCCUUGGCCUAUACUGAGGAAAGAUAUGGCAUUUUUGGCUAAAGUAUCAACAGAAACCAAAGAUCAGAAUAAAAGGAAUGCAGUUGUAAUGGGAAGAAAAACUUGGCUCUCAAUUCCAGAAAAGAGGAGACCAUUGAAGGAUCGUAUUAAUAUAAUUAUCUCAACGACUAUCAAGAAUUUAACAGAUCCGAAUACCUAUGUGGUUAAUAGUUUUGAAGAUAGUAUAAAACUGAUAAAGAAGAAGCAAUCAGAAAUUGAAGGCAUUUACGUAUUUGGAGGAUCGUCUGUUUACGAAAAAGCUUUGAAUAGUAAUUACGCUUGCCGGGUUUACUUGACUAAAGUCUAUGCUGAUUUUGAAUGCGAUACGUUUCUACCUGAAUUUGAAAGUAGCAAAGAUUUCAUUUAUCAUCAAUUAGAGAACACGUCUUUCAACACAGGCGUUCAAACUGACAACAAUAUUGAACAUCAACUUUUUAUCUACGAAAAGAAUACAUCUUAUUUUAGUCCAAUCGUUGCUUUCCUUGACAAAACUAGAGGUUUUGCUAAGAGUGGCAAGUUACCUUGGCCCUAUUUGGAGAAAGAUUAUAAAUUUUAUACAAGUUUAAUUGGCAGUGUCCAAGAAUCGGGUUACAAAAACGUGGUUAUAAAGGGUAGAGUUACAUAUGAAUCAGCGAAAGAAGAAGGAAAGAAAGCUAAUGUUCAUACAAUAGUUAUUUCAUCAAAAUUAAAGUAUAUAUAUAUAUAUGUAUACUAUAUCAAGAUUAAGUUUAAAUAAUUAAUGUAUAGACUAUUUUUUAUUGUAGCUAUAAAUCUGUAUUGUUUAAUAGGAAAACUACAGAUGAUGUAUUAGCUGUUGUACCAUCGUUUGGAGACGCCUUAAGGAUAAUCAGAGAAACCCCUCGUAUUGAAAACGUAUACAUUUUAGGUGGUUAUGAAGUAUACAAAACAGCUUUGGAACAUCAUCUGUGUGAAAAAGUCUACGUAACGAGGAUAUUUGCCAACUACGAUUGCGAUCGUUUUUUCCCGCUGAUCGAUAAUACAUUUAAAAUUGAAAGCCAACAGGAUGAGACUGAUAAAAAUUCUGGAAUAGAUUUUAAAUUUGAAUUAUACGAAAGAAUAUAAUUAUAUUAAAUACAGACAUGCGUUUUUCUAAAAAUAUUUAUCAGGCUAAAAAUAGAAUUUAAUUAUAAAUUUUUUACUAAUAUCCUC